Messenger RNA from Kockovaella imperatae, 4019 nucleotides. RefSeq lists its product as hypothetical. Gene Ontology annotation, cellular component: membrane. Gene Ontology annotation, molecular function: ABC-type oligopeptide transporter activity; ATP hydrolysis activity; protoheme IX farnesyltransferase activity. The record is from RefSeq and is a predicted model, not a curated record. Gene Ontology annotation, biological process: heme biosynthetic process; transmembrane transport. Bases 157 to 3834 code for a protein of 1225 amino acids. The transcript has 6 exons. Lineage: Eukaryota; Fungi; Basidiomycota; Tremellomycetes; Tremellales; Cuniculitremaceae.
UCGGUUCUCACUCUCUCUCGCUCUCAUAUUGACACUUGUGAUUGAGGGCUGAUCAUCGAGCAGCUCAAGCAGCGAUGGGCCAAUCAGAACGAUUGAUAAGGGAAGGAUAAAGGCUUGUCAAUCAGUCGGAGUUGAGGGAGAGCAAAAGCGCCAGCCAUGGCUAUGAUUCAAGGGCUCGGGCUGGCUCGAUCUAUCGUCUGUCCCGGUUCGACCACUUCAAAAUGGCAGGCGUUGAGACCUGGAGCUGUGCUCGUUCUUCAUCGACCAGUCAGCCGCCCGUUCUCGACUGUAUCAAGGUCGAAAUAUACCUCAGGCAGUCCUCGUGCCCCUCUACGGCCCGCCUCGUCCUCACUUUCUGCCCCACGGGUAUUCCCAUUCAUUCGAUUUCACUCAUCCCCAUCAUCAAAUGAACCUAUAAAGCGAGAAAGUGGCAGGGAGGAGAAAGCCCUUAGCCCUCCAUCUCCAUCUUCGUCCGCUUCAGCAUCUUCUACCGCGAUUGCAACUCCGCCACCGACAGACUUCGCAGCCACGACAACCGCUUCCCCAUCGACCGAGAUCAAGAAGUCAUCAGAUGAGCCUCAUUUGGCAGCAGACUCGGCUUCCAUUCUCAAAUUGAUCAAGCUUGCCAAACCACAAUGGAGGCUACUGACAGCUGGCUUCGGAUGCCUGGUCAUCACGACCGCUACUGGUCUGGCGUUCCCUUACUUCUCCGGCCGGAUUAUCGAUUUCUUCAAUCCUGCUAGCGAGGCUCAGACCAUGUUCCUCGGCUUGGACCUAUAUUGGGCAGCGGCAUUCAUGGCUGCGACUUUCGUCUUAGGAGCAGCUGCAAAUGCCGGUAAGAGCAUAGCAUUGCGACUUUCUGGACAGCGAACAGCUGCUAUGAUCAGAAACCAGACAUAUGCCAAAUUCCUCGCUCUCCCGCCUUCUCAUAUCGAGCAGAGUGGAGUAGGUGAUGCUCUAUCCCGUCUAGGUCAAGAUACAUCCCUCGUUGGUCAGUCGCUCUCCGAAAAUCUAGGAGAAGGAGUGAAAGCUGUCCUCGGAGCUACAUCGGCCACCGCAGCAAUGUGGUACAUAUCCCCAAGUCUUACCAUGUUCAUGCUCUUGGUCGUCCCUCCAGUCUCUGCCAGCUCGUAUUUCUAUGGUAAAUAUAUUCGAAAAUUGUCUCUCAAGACUCAAGAAGCGAUGGGUCAGAUGUCAAAACUUGCGGAAGAGAGAUUAUCGGCUCAUCGAACCAUCACUGCUUCGAAUACUCAGCCGGCGGAGCAAGCUCGAUUCGCGGCCAAGGUUGACGGCGUAUAUCAACUUCAGAAACGAGAGACAAUAGCCAACGGCCUGUUCUCUGGUGGAACCGAAGGAUUCGGAGAUGUUGGAUUGAUUGGAUUACUGUUGUAUGGAGGAUACCUUAUGUCUCGGGGACAAAUCACGGUUGGAGACAUGACUGCAUCUCUAAUCUACAUUCACUGGGUAGAAUGGAGUAUUCAGACGCUCUCUGGAUUUUUCACCGGACUCAUGAAAGGUGUCGGGGCAUCGCAACGUAUCGUUGGCUUGCAUGAGACCAUCUCCCCGAUCCCGCUUUCGAUUGGAGCCCCUGUGCCUCGUAAUAACACUCACGACGGUGCCAUUGAGCUCAGAGAUGUCUCAUUCGCGUAUCCCUCGCGACCUCACGUCAAAGUCCUGGACAAUCUCAACCUCAAGAUUGAAAAGGGCGAGCGUGUAGCUCUAGUAGGUGGUAGCGGAUCCGGCAAAUCGUCAAUCCAGCUUCUUCUUCUGCGAUUCUAUGACCCUACAUCCGGAUUAGUCAAAUUCGAUGGGACUGAUAUCCGUGACUAUGUACCCGAAUCAUGGCGAGCAAGGAUUGGAGUCGUGCCCCAGGACCCCGUCCUGUUUGGAGGUACCAUCCACGAGAACAUCUCAUAUGGGCAUCCGACCGCUACUCGGGUGGAAGUCGCUCGUGCUGCCAAGGUGGCUCACUGUGAUUUCAUCGACAAUCUUCCUGAAGGCUACGACACUAUCAUCACAAAGAACAGUCUGUCUGGAGGUCAGCGACAGCGUAUUGCUAUUGCUCGAGCUUUGGUCGGCAAUCCAGCGGUCUUAUUAAUGGACGAAGCGACUAGUGCGCUCGACUCCGAGUCUGAACAGGCUGUCAAUACUGCCCUUGACAACCUCUUCGAUGCGUCCGAUAUGACCGUCAUCCUCAUCGCCCAUCGUCUCUCUUCAAUUGCACAAGCUGAUCGAGUUGUGUUACUGGAAGGAGGAUCGGUUGCGGAAGACGGAUCGUACUACGAACUCAUCUCCCGCAAAGAUGGUCGAUUCAGACGCAUGGUAGAGAGCCAAAUGGCCAAGAUUGGUGAACCCGCUGUUGUUGGCGUCGAGGCGACUGAAGAAGCAUCGAAAGGGAAACCGCCGGCACCGGAAGAGGAAGGCGUUUCAGAGGAUGCGGUUGAAAAGGAACAGGUCGACGUCACUGUCAAUCCUCAACCGAGAGUAUCUAAAAAGCCAUCCUCGGGGUCAAGCGGUGUUGCGAAGUCGACUUCGGGUCAAGAUUCAAGUCCAUUCUCAUCUGGUCAGAGGAGAUUGCUGCACAGCAGGCCGUCGAGGCGCAGCACGUCCCCCUCCCAGCAGUCAGUCACUCUGCCUGACACCGGAAGGCCUCAGACAUCUCUUCAGAAGCACACAGUCUGGGGUGCUGCAUCCAUAGCGCCUCCCCCGAUGGAAGCUAUCGAUCUGCCACCUGUGCCUGCGCCUUCAGCCACUCUAGAGUCAUACCGACCAGUUUCUCCACUGACUCUCCGCCGAAGACUCAAUGUGUAUUCACAGUUGUCCAAACGGAACCUCUCGAUCUUGAUGACACUGACUGCGACGACUGGUCUUGCGCUAUCGCCCCUACCGACUGAUCUACCUCUCCUUCUCAGUCUCACUAUCGGGACUUUCCUUACUUCCGCCGCUGCCAACACGUUCAAUCAGAUUCUCGAGGCGCCUUUGGACGCUCAGACACCCAGGACUCGAGUCAGACCGCUGGUAAUGCGUCGGAUCAGCCCUUUCCAUGCUGCAAUCUUUGGCGUCGUAUGUACCAUUCUCGGUGGGACUAUCCUCCUCUUCGGGACUAAUCCCACGACUGCCGCGCUGGGCAUGGGUAAUCUGGUACUUUAUGCCGCUAUCUACACGCCGAUGAAGAGAUUCAGCGUGGCCAAUACUUGGGUCGGAGCCGUCGUGGGGGCUAUUACGCCUCUCAUGGGUUGGACAGCCACUGGCGGAUCCCUGCUGCCGACGACAACUCAACCCAUCUCGUACUAUCUUCCUUCUCUCCCUUGGGACUUUACAGCUCUCACGACGCCGAAUCCCCUGACUGCUUACACUCUCUUUUUCCUCCUUUUCUCCUGGCAAUUCCCUCAUUUCAAUGCCCUCUCUCACCUCAUUCGAGGCUCCUACGCCCUAUCUGGCUAUCCCAUGCUAUCAGUCUUUUCACCCCGGCUCAAUGCGCUCGUCUCAUUGAGGCACGCAAUCCUCUUAUUCCCCAUCACAUGGCUCGCACCAUUGUCCGGUUCAGUAGAUUGGUCUUUCGCCUUCACCUCGGCAGUGCCCAAUGCCAUCUUCUUGCGAGAAGCGUGGAGGUUUUAUAAAGUCGCGAAUGACGUGACGGCCAAGAGGGUAUUCUUCGUCUCUCUAUGGUACCUCCCUGUCGUCUUGGGUUUGAUGAUGGUCCACAAGAGUGUCGCCGGAUGGAUGACGGGUGGUGAAGAAAGAUCGACGGCGGAGGCGAUGGUGACGGAUGACGACGUGCAAGACUCUUCAUCAACGCAGAAGAAUGGCUCUGCGUCUUCGAAAGGGGCAUAAGAUUGAGGCGAGAAUGGCUAUCAGAAGAAAAAUAUUUACAAGCAUAUAGACGGGACAAGGUGUCCCCCACAAAUCACAUUUGUAUCGCACCACUAGCACUAGCACGAAUGACACCUCACGUCUCAGCAUUUGUGCAUAGUCAGUUUCCAAAACUAAGAAGAACGUAUUCAACCAUUCCCUAUCCC